AUGACGGCCCUCUUCGGGCUCUUCUUGGUUAUCCCGGCAGUAGUGAUCGCUUCAACUGGGGCAGACACGCCGUUCGCGCCUGGCUUCCCGUCGCCUUGGGCCAGCGGCGGUUCUGGCUGGGAUGAGGCCUACGAAAAAGCCAAGAAGUUCGUCAGCAGCCUGACGCUCGUGGAAAAGGUCAAUCUCACCACGGGCACCGGCUGGGAGGCCGACAGGUGUGUGGGAAGCACCGGAUCCGUGCCCAGGCUCGGGUUCCGCGCCUUUUGUCUCGAGGAUGGGCCGCUCGGCGUCCGCUACACGGAUCACAAUUCGGCUUUCCCGGCCGGCAUCAACGUCGCGGCUACCUUCAGCCGGGACCUUAUGCGGCGACGUGGCGAGGAAAUGGGCGAGGAGUUCCUCGGCAAAGGCAUCGACGUCCAACUCGGUCCCGUUGCAGGGCCGCUGGGCCGAGUACCCGAGGGUGGCCGGAACUGGGAAGGCUUCAGUCCCGACCCCUACCUGACGGGCGUCGCCAUGGCCGAGACAAUUAAGGGAAUUCAGAGCCGCGGCGUCGUAGCAUGCGCAAAGCAUUACAUACUGAACGAGCAGGAGCACUACCGCAACCGUAUCGACGUUCGAAUCGACGACCGCACCAUGCACGAGCUGUACCUGUGGCCAUUUGCCGAUGCCGUCCGUGCCGGCGUCGGCUCUGUCAUGUGUUCGUAUAACAAGAUCAACGGCGCCUUCGCUUGUGAAAAUGAGUGGACGACAAACUACCUACUCAAGAACGAGCUUAGCUUCCAGGGUUUCGUCAUGUCGGACUGGGGAGCUCAGCACACAACUCUGGGCUCGGCCCUUGGGGGGCUCGACAUGGCCAUGCCGGGCGAUGGCGGAGGUCCGCCGUACGGCGCUCUCUGGGGAGGCGCGCUGACCGAGGCUGUCCUCAAGGGUCAAGUUCCGCAGUGGCGUCUAGAUGACAUGGUGAUCCGAAUCAUGGCUGCCUUCUACAAAGUCAAGAGCGGCAACUACACUUCGCGACCCGACGUCAAUUUCUCGGCGUGGACGAACAAGACGACGGGACCCCUACAUCCUUUGUCAAACCAGUCGUCGAUUGGUGUCGUCAAUGAGUUUGUCAAUGUGCAGGGAGACCACGCGGCUCUUAUCAGGGAGAUUGGUGCCAAGUCAGUCGUCUUGCUGAAGAACGAGAAGGCGGCCUUGCCCCUGAAUAAGCCACAAAGCAUGGCCGUCAUCGGCAAUGAUGCCCAAGACACGCCCGGCGGACCAAAUGCCUGCCCCGAGAGAGGCUGCAUCAAGGGGACCGUGGCUAUGGGCUACGGAUCUGGGACGGCCGAAUUCCCGUACCUCGUCUCCCCAGCAACGGCACUCGAGCUUCAGGCAGCCACAGACAAUACCGUCUUCACAAACACGACGGGAAACUGGAACCUGGCCGCCGCAAAAGCCGCCGCAAGCAACGCCUCGGCGGCCAUCGUGUUUGUCACGGCCACGGCGGGAGAGAACUUCAUCACCCUCGACGGAAACGCAGGAGACCGGAACAACCUGACUCUCUGGGAUAACGGCGACGAGCUUAUACGGGCGGUAGCUUCAGUCAACCCCAACACCAUUGUCGUUCUGCACACGGCCGGGCCCGUCAUUCUCGAGUACGCAAAGCAGCACCCGAACGUCACAGCCAUCCUCUGGGCCGGGUUUCCCGGCCAGGAAUCUGGCAACGCACUGGCCGACGUGCUAUACGGAAGGGUCAACCCGCAGGGCCGGUCCCCAUUCACGUGGGGAAAGAGUGUAAAAGACUAUGGGGCUCAGCUGAUGUUCACGGCGCCCAACCCGGCCCUGCCAUCCCAGACCUUCGACGAGGGCGUCUUCAUCGACUACCGCUACUUUGACAAGGCGGCCAUCGCGCCCACGUGGUGGUUUGGCUCCGGGCUGAGCUACACGACGUUUUCGUACGCGCGCCUCGAGAUUGUGGUGCACAACACCACCAAUCCCUACCAGGCCGCAGGCGGCUUGACGCCGCCGGCGCCCACCUACGGUACCCUAGACCGGACCGCCGGGGCAAACGUGGUUCCCGACGGCUUCCGCAAGAUUUCGCCGUAUGUCUAUCCCUGGGUCAGCUCCAGCGCCAACGUCUCCGGGCCGGCAAGCGUCAGCCCUACCGCCGCAAUCAACGGCUCCGCACAGCCUGUGCUCCCCGCGGGCGGUGCGCCUGGCGGGAACGCCCGGCUGUUCGACGUGCUAUAUACCAUUUCGGUGUCCAUUACGAACACGGGCAAGGUAGCCGGAACCGAGAUUCCGCAGUUGUACGUGCAACUCGGCGGCGAGGACAACCCCUUCAGCGUGCUGCGGGGCUUCGACGAGGCCGCUCUCGAACCGGGCCAGUCCAAGACGGUUGCCUUCAGCCUCACCCGCCGUGACGUCAGUAAUUGGAAUACGACGAGCCAGAAUUGGGAGAUUUGGGACCGCGAGAAGUUUGUCUUUGUCGGCUCUAGUUUUGAGGCCAUUCGCUUGAACUCGACGUUGCCACCGCCGCCCGCAAGCGCCUAG
Messenger RNA from Lasiosphaeria miniovina, 2535 nucleotides. RefSeq names its product putative beta-glucosidase A. The record is from RefSeq and is a predicted model, not a curated record. The transcript has 5 exons. Gene Ontology annotation, molecular function: beta-glucosidase activity. The coding region runs from base 1 to 2535 and encodes 844 amino acids. NCBI's taxonomy places the organism in Eukaryota, Fungi, Ascomycota, Sordariomycetes, Sordariales, Lasiosphaeriaceae. Gene Ontology annotation, biological process: glucan catabolic process.